Molecule: messenger RNA, 24067 nt
Organism: Coregonus sp. 'balchen'
Lineage: Eukaryota; Metazoa; Chordata; Actinopteri; Salmoniformes; Salmonidae
Source: the annotation of a GenBank genome assembly
ACACCCUACAGCUGAUACAAUGGUAUAUUCCAUAAGGUAGGGUAAUGAAAGAGCUGUAGCUAAGUGAAAGAGAUCAACCCUGUGACAGUGAAGAAACUUGACUUUUUAAUAACACAUAUUGGUUAGAGGUAUGUAUAUAUUAGAAAUCUGCAUUUAACCUUGUUAACAUGUUUUUGUAGACCAUGAUACUGUACUGUAGCGUGUUGCCAGUAUAAAUGUAUUAAAGUCGCAGCUAGCUAGCUAACGUUAGGUAGCUACCCCAAAUCGGUCGCUAGCUGGAAGUGCCUAGCUCUAACUGGAUCUCAAAGCUAGCAGCUAGCGACUGUACCUAGCUAGCUAUUUUGGUGCUUCUUCCUAGCUACAUGGUUAGUUAGUCAAUUUAAGACAUUGUUCGAUAAAAAUAUGACUGUUCGUGUCUUCAAUGAGUAGCUAACUAAGCGAAAUAGCUAUGUCUGUAACAUGUAGCGACAUUCUCCGAAAGUGACAAGCUAGCUUGAAUGACGAAUGGAAUGGAUAGCUGCAAGCUAGCUAGCCAGGCCUAAAAAAAAAAAAAAGUAUUGCGGGAUAUCUAACGUGAACAUUAUACUCCCCUUGCUACCUGUGACAGUUCAACUAAUGUCACGAAUGACUGAAUAUUGUUAGCAAAUAUUAUUGCUGACUUAGUUAGCUAUCAACGUUGGGUAACAUGAUGACUGAUUAUUCUGGCGAAAUGCAUUGUUUACACUGUGUCAAUUAGUUUUCUAGUAACAACCUGUGACUUUGGUGGAACAGUCCCUUUUAACGUUAGCUAUUAAUAGGACAUUUUAUUGAUUGUUUGAAUGUUGAGGUGUAAUGCUAUGUAGGCCUAAAUCUACAUUUGUGUUAUUGAGCUGAUGCAGUAUAAUAUUUAUAUAAUUUCCCAGCAAAUUUUUACAUGACACAUUUGUGAUAUGGCUUUUAGUUUAAGUUGUUAACCAUUUAACUGUAAAUUGUUAAAUUAAUGUCAUAAACUUUAUCACAACACCAUGUUUGAGAUUGUAAUUGCAAGCAUAGUACUUAUAAUCAGAGUUAAUAUCAUUAUGCUACAGGCAGAUCAGUAAAUUAUCUGUAUUUCCAAGUAUUGUUUAAUUAUUGAGACAUAUUAUGUAACAGUUUAUCCAAUCUGAAGAGGAAAUAUAACAUUAAUAUUUGCAGUGCGAUGUUGGACUGAUUACAAUUGGAGUGUAUAUUAAUUGAUUCAACAACCAUACAUGAUUAAUUUGCUUUAAUAAUUCAAAAUAGUUUGCUCCAACAUUACAGUGCUGUGCAAUCACACCAAUAACUCUGUUAUUUUCCCCUCUUUAUCUCAGCCUGAAGAAGAAGCCAUACGAUGUCCUUGAAGCCGCGGGUGGUGGACUUUGAUGAAACAUGGAACAAGCUACUGACGACAAUCAAGGCUGUGGUGAUGCUUGAUUAUGUGGAGAGGGCCACAUGGAACGACAGAUUCUCGUAUCCUUUCUGUUUCAGCUCUACAGAAAAAUUGAAAAAUAGUUUGCCCAUUAUUUUGUAGUCUAAAAUGCCACUGAUCUGUGCUUACAUAGUCGAGACAUUAAAUCAAGCCAUUAAAUAAAGCCAAAGUUAACUUCAGCACAUUUUCAAGUUCACGUGUCACUUUUUAAAUAGAAAAUAAUGUCUGCAUGAUUUUCUUCCUCAGUGUUAUAGAUGAAUGUGUUUGACUCCUUUACUCUAAAAUCAGUGACAUCUAUGCUUUGUGUGUUGCUUACCCGGAGCCUCUGGGUGAAAAGUUGUACACAGAGACCAAGGUGUUCCUGGAGAACCAUGUCAGACAGUUGUACAAGGUAAAUACGAUGAAUCAUUUGUAUCAAUCAAGCUAUUGAUUUCACCUGAUUCAGACACAUUUCCCAUUGCUCAAUAUUGGAUAUCCUAAUUGCUCUAUUUGUUGGUUGUCUGCUUUUCAUUGAGGUGCCAAGGUAUUAAACUGAUUCUUUCUCUGUAAUUUCAGAAAGUUCUUGAGUCGGAGGAGAAGGUUUUAGUUAUGUACCACAGAUACUGGGAGGAGUAUAGCAAGGGAGCAGACUACAUGGAUUGCUUGUACAGGUAAUAUCCAUCAGCCUUUUUAUGAAUGUUUUGAUGACACCCCGACGAAUAGGAGAGCCAAUACACCAGGUUUGACUAAAUCUGAAAUAAUACAGCCCAUCUUAUAGGAGUUCAGUCUUACUGUAAGCCCUAGCUCUCCUAUUGUUUAGUGCCAGCAAACUUGUCUGUGUUUUGUAGGAGUUUGCCACAUAAAUGCAGUAUGAGGUGCAUGAGCACUGUAGAGGUCACUGUCCUUCCUGCUUCUCCCAUGGGCUCCCCAUAUUAUUGGCCAUUAAUGUUACCUUGAAACACUUAACUUUGAAGUGCCAACAACCAUUGACUGUUUCUGUGUGUGUCCUCUUUUCAUUUGAAAAUCAAUACCCCAUAGUGAGGUAUUGGAUCUAUUUUUACAAGUGCACUUGGGUGGGUAAUGUGUUUGUGUGUGUCGAAUCUGAUAGUACUGUAGUAGAGUACUGCUAUUGUGUAGCUGCCAGCACUUAUCACUCAGUCAUUUCUAGUUCCUGACCUACUCUGCCAUUGACACCUUAUAUAAAGAACACUGCCACUUCUACUAUUUAGGCUAAGCUACAUUUUCUCAGGUGCAGAUAUUUUAUAUUUCACAUUGGCAGAUGUUUUGGGAAAUUAAGACUUUGGCUACCUCACGCCACAGUGACAGCUUUAGAUAUCAUCAUUUUCUACAACAAGCUCAUCAAUUUCAGCGGUCAUUUAGCACGUUGUCAUCCCAUCAUUUUGUAUAAAUGAACUUGAGUUCAUAUCUCUUCUCGUCACUCUCCUGCUGAUUCUAGGUGGACAGCACAGCUGUGAAAACAACUUGUGGAAUGUAGGUAGUCUGAUGACUGCCAUCAGAGCCAGCAUGUAUGUGUGCUGGACAGUUUCUGUCUGCUAUCUCUCUGUGGCCUGAUUGGCCAACAUCCCAGGGCCUUUCACACACUAGUGAAUCUGAGUUAUGGGUCGCCCAUAGCGAGCUAGUCUUACCAAUACUUUGGUUGAACUCUAGAUAAAUAAGAGUUAUUAUCAAGUGUUAUUAUAUUAAUAUUAUGUUGUUUAAUGCGCUUUCUCUCCUCUCUUUCUAAUGUAGGUACCUCAACACACAGUUCAUCAAGAAGAACAAACUGACAGAGGCAGACUUGCAGUAUGGCUAUGGAGGGGUUGACAUGAACGAACCACUUAUGGAGAUAGGAGAGGUAAGUCUCAAUCAUAUCUCAUUACUUACAUUCUCCGUUAUUCAGUACAAAUGUCACAAUAUAUCAGUUUGCAUUUCUGAGUGCUGACAUACAAUAUGAUGUGCUCAUACAAUUAUCCUUACUGCCAUUUCAGCUAGCACUAGACAUGUGGAGGAAGCUGAUGAUCGAGCCCCUGCAAGCUGUCCUGAUCCGGAUGCUGCUGAAUGAAAUCAAAAAGUUGGUUCUUGUUUUAUACACUGCUCAAAAAAAUAAGGGGAACACUUAAACAACACAAUGUAACUCCAAGUCAAUCACACUUCUGUGAAAUCAAACUGUCCACUUAGGAAGCAACACUGAUUGACAAUACAUUUCACAUGCUGUUGUGCAAAUGGAAUAGACAACAGGUGGAAAUUAUAGGCAAUUAGCAAGACACCCCCAAUAAAGGACUGGUUUUGCAGGUGGUGACCACAGACCACUUCUCAGUUCCUAUGCUUCCUGGCUGAUGUUUUGGGCACUUUUGAAUGCUGGCGGUGCUUUCACUCUAGUGGUAGCAUGAGACGGAGUCUACAACCCACACAAGUGGCUCAGGUAGUGCAGCUCAUCCAGGAUGGCACAUCAAUGCGAUCUGUGGCAAGAAGGUUUGCUGUGUCUGUCAGCGUAGUGUCCAGAGCAUGGAGGCGCUACCAGGAGACAGGCCAGUACAUCAGGAGACGUGGAGGAGGCCGUAGGAGGGCAACAACCCAGCAGCAGGACUGCUACCUCCACCUUUGUGCAAGGAGGAGCAGGAGGAGCACUACCAGAGCCCUGCAAAAUGACCUCCAGCAGGCCACAAAUGUGCAUGUGUCUGCUCAAACGGUCAGAAACAGACUCCAUGAGGGUGGUAUGAGGGCCCGACGUCCACAGGUGGGGGUUGUGCUUACAGCCCAACACCGUGCAGGACGUUUGGCAUUUGCCAGAUAACACCAAGAUUGGCAAAUUCGCCACUGGCGCCCUGUGCUCUUCACAGAUGAAAGCAGGUUUACACUGAGCACGUGACAGAGUCUGGAAACGCAGUGGAGAACGUUCUGCUGCCUGCAACAUCCUCCAGCAUGACCGGUUUGGUGGUGGGUCAGUCAUGGUGUGGGGUGGCAUUUCUUUGGGGGGCCGCACAGCCCUCCAUGUGCUCGCCAGAGGUAGCCUGACUGCCAUUAGGUACCGAGAUGAGAUCCUCAGACCCCUUGUGAGACCAUAUGCUGGUGCGGUUGGCCCUGGGUUCCUCCUAAUGCAAGACAAUGCUAGACCUCAUGUGACUGGAGUGUGUCAGCAGUUCCUGCAAGAGGAAGGCAUUGAUGCUAUGGACUGGCCCGCCCGUUCCCCAGACCUGAAUCCAAUUGAGCACAUCUGGGACAUCAUGUCUCGCUCCAUCCACCAACGCCACGUUGCACCACAGACUGUCCAGGAGUUGGCAGAUGCUUUAGUCCAGGUCUGGGAGGAGAUCCCUCAGGAGACCAUCCGCCACCUCAUCAGGAGCAUGCCCAGGCGUUGUAGGGAGGUCAUACAGGCACGUGGAGGCCACACACACUACUGAGCCUCAAUUUGACUUGUUUUAAGGACAUUACAUCAAAGUUGGAUCAGCCUGUAGUGUGGUUUUCCACUUUAAUUUUGAGGGUGACUCCAAAUCCAGACCUCCAUGGGUUGAUACAUUUGAUUUCCAUUGAUCAUUUUUGUGAUUUUGUUGUCAGCACAUUCAACUAUGUAAAGAAAAAAGUAUUUAACAAGAUUAUUUCAUUCAUUCAGAUCUAGAAUGUGUUAUUUUAUUGUUCCCUUUAUUUUUUUGAGCAGUGUAUGUACAGUAGUUCUUGGUUCUGAUGUACAAUAUGAUUCAACAGGGCUAGCAUUGGAGGAGAAGCGCUUGAGGUGAAAUGCACAGUUCUCUUAUUUAGUGAUUUGUUAUUGUCAUAAUGACUCGGCCUGGAGUUUGGUUUCUGUGACGAUAAAGAAAUAACCUUUUGCUCUGUUCUGACAUGCAGUAUCUAUUGUUGUAGCAGGUUAAUCCAGUUCAGGAUAUUACUAGUAGGCUACUUAUUGAAAUGACAUUGAAAACCACAAGUCACCUUUUACUAUUUUAUUUAAAUUAUUUUACAAGACACAUGUAAAUGCCCAAUAGAAUUGGGAUCACCCCUAAUGGAGCUUGUUUUCCUCUCUUACAGUGACCGGUGUGGCGAGGACCCAAAUCAGAAAGUAAUCCAUGGGGUUAUCAACUCCUUUGUUCAUGUUGAACAGUACAAGAAAAAGUUCCCUCUCAAGGUGAGUAAGCAUCUGUCAUAUGUUGGUUUAAAUAUAUUUCUGGACAGUGGUAAUUUAUGUUUGCUCUGUAGCCUGUUUUCCCACGGUGAAUUAUUUCAUUUUAAGUUGUUAGCUUGGAGUCGAUAGUCUUGAAACUCGUUUUUUUAUAUAGCCACUAUGCCGUUGAAUAAUUGAUACUGUUCAUGCAUGCCUGUGUUAAUUAAUGUACAGUAUAUUGCAUGUCCAUGCCGAUGUGUGUGUCCUCUGAACUCACUCGUGGCUCACAUUCUUUUCUUGUGUUUCAGUUUUAUCAGGAAAUCUUCGAAGGGCCAUUUCUGACGAAAACUGGAGAGUAUUACAAACAGGAAGCCUCCAAUUUACUGCAAGAGUCAAACUGCUCACAGUAUAUGGAAAAGGUAAGAUGGCUGUAGGAAGUCCAACUAAUAGAGAUCCAUAGCUAUAUGAAUUAUAGCAUCUCUGGUCUAACUGCUCACAUUAGCUUAAUGGAAAAGGUAAGAUGUCUGCCGGACAGGUAGUGUAGUUCACUUCCUUGUUACCUGCUGCUCUCUGUUUUAUUCUUUGUACAUAGAAUCCAAGGGCUCUACUGCACUCUAUUGUGACCCUAAGAAAUACUGUUGUCUCAUUGGAAGCAUGUAGGAAAACCGUUGAUGUUCGGGUAUUAUAAAAUAUGAAUUCAGUUAAAUAGUGUGACUUGCCAUUGCUCAAAUGGAUAUUGUGUAUUUUGCUGUGUGUUUAUUGUGUUCUUGGUGUUAGUUUAUCAGAGGCUCGGUAACUCUUGGAGCAGCUGUACACAGUCAUUGCUCUGCUGUGAGUCUGAGGAGACCCAUGGAGCAACCAGCUGUAGCACCGUCAGAGUUGAAUCUGUGUAUUACUGUGUGACUGACUGACUCUAGUGCAAAGAGAUAACAGACAGUGUCUUACGUUAGCUAGCUAGCUCACAUCAUGGCUGCCGCCUAGUGUGUCUGAAAUGGCACCCUAUUCACUAUAAACUGUAGUCCACUACUUAUGGGCUCUGGGCAAAAGUCAUGCACUAUAUAGGGAUUAGGGUGCCAUUUGGGACUCUGCCUCUGUUCACGAGUGGACCUGUAAAUCAGUGCCAAUGAUCAGAUUGAUCUGAUAGCCCUUUAACCAGGAUAAACACCACUCUGGCUUUAAAAGGCAAUGGGGCAGUCGGCAGUGUGUAUGAGUGUCUGUCCAUCUGUUGUUGUGCUGAGCGUGACUGAAAUCCCUAUAAAUGGGAUAUGUGAUAUGCCUCGCUCGCUGCCCUGGCCUGCGGUUCAUAUGUCUAGACCAGCCUAACGCGAUCAAAACGUUUUAGAAAAGCCUGGCGGCAUUAGUGUUGCUUUAGCUGCUUUUAGCAACGCUAGUAUUUGCACACUAGCGUUGCUAGGAAUUGGCUUACAAAUAAACGUAAUAGUCUGCCGGAAGCCAAAGUUAAAUAACAUUUAAUUUAAACUUACUCUGCUGAUUGUCCGUAGGGUUGGUCCUAAUACAGGGGGGAAAUUGAUUAAAAUAAAACAUCUAAUAGAACAUAAAUGAAAGAUUUUCCAAACAUGCGUCUGUUGUAGACCCAAUUCCUCUCCACUUACCCCAUGUCAAAGUAAAAGUUCUGCAUGUGUGCCAUACCUGCACCAAAAAAAGCAGGAACUUGUGGGGGACUUUUAUUUUGACAUGAGGUAAGCAGAGAGGAACUGACCUCGCAGAGGAACUGCAUGGGUCUACAGCAGACCCACAUUUGGAAAUUCUGUUUAAUUAUACGUUCCAUUAAUGUUUUUUGGCAGUCAUUCAGCCCUAUUGGGCCUGGGACAGUUAGCGAGUAGCGUCUUUGACAUGCGCAUAAUUAACUGUAUUAAACAAAUUAAUCGAUCCAAUGUGUUCCCUUCCCUCCCUGACUCCACCUAGGUUUUAGGACGGUUGAAAGACGAGGAGGUGCGAUGUCGAAAGUACCUGCACCCCAGCUCCUACGCCAAAGUCAUCCACGAAUGCCAGCAGAGGAUGGUGGCGGACCACCUGCAGUUCCUCCAUGGGGAGUGUCAGAACAUCAUCCGCAAGGAGAAGAGAGACGGUCAGUCUGGUUACAGGAGUGACGGUCAGUUUGUUUGAUACUAAUAGAUCCAGGGGCUGGCUUAGACAGUCUAUUACUGUACUUAGCUGGUCAGUCUGUAUUUAAAUGGUCAGUCUGUAAGUUAGAUGGUCAGUCUGAAAGUUAAUUUCCAUCCCCAACUACAAAAUAUUCCGUCUAGAUAGAACUGCCAAAGGGGGCGGGGUUGCAAUCUACUGUAGAGAGAGCCUGCAGAGCUCUAUCAUACUAUCCAGGUCUGUGCCCAAACAGUUUGAGCUUCUACUUCUAAAAAUCCACCAGAAAUAAGUCUAUCACUCAGCCCCCAGCUGUGCCCUGGACACCAUAUGUGAAUUGAUUGCCCCCCCAUCUAUCCUCAGAGUUCGUACUGCUUGGUGACCUAAACUGGGAUAUGCUUAACACCCCGGCCGUCCUACAAUCUAAACUAGAUGCCCUCAAUCUCACACAAAUUAUCAAGGAACCUACCAGGUACAACCCUAAAUCCAUAAACAUGGGCACCCUCAUAGAUAUCAUCCUGACUAAUUUACCCUCUAAAUACACCUCCGCUGUCUUCAACCAGGAUCUCAGCGAUCAACUCAAAUCAAUCAAUCAAAUUUUAUGGUCACAGCGCCGAUACAACAGUGCAACUUACAGUGAAAGCUUACUACAGCCUAACAACAGUGGCCUUAUUUAACAAAAAGUAAGAAUAAACAACAAAAAAAAAAGUGUGGAUAAAAAGAGAAGAAGUAAAAUAAGGACAGUAGGGAGCUAUAAUACGUAGAAUAAAGUGACAGUAGGGAGGCUUAUAUACAGGGGGGUACCGUUGCUAGUCAUGUGCGGGGGCACCGGCUAUGAGGUAGUGAGGUAAUAGUAAUGUGGGUAAUUAAAGUGCAUGCACUUAACAAAAUUCAGUAAAACAGUAUGCCGCUGGAUCACCCCAACUUGAGGGCAUGCAAAAUCAUCUUUGCGUCUGCAUUAGCACGAACACGUCCGCGAUAUGCACUUUCAGGGAAGUCAGGAACUUAUAUAUAUAUAUAUGGGGCGGCAGGUAGCUUAGUGGGUAAGAGCGUUGUGCCAGUAACCGAAAGGUCGCUGGUUCUAAUCCCCGAGCCGACUAGGUGAAAAAUCUGUCGAUGUGCCCUUAAGCAAGGCACUUAACCCUAAUUGCUCCUGUAAGUCGCUCUGGAUAAGAGCGUCUGCUAAAUGACUUAAAGAAAAAAAAAAAAAAAAUAUAUAUAUAUAUAUAUAUAUAUAUAUAUAUAUAUAUAUAUAUAUAUAUAUAUAUAUAUAUAUAUAUAUAUAUAUAUAUAUAUAUAUACAGUGAGCUCCAUAAUUCAUUGGACAGUGACCAUUGUUUUGUUAUUUUGGUUCUGUACUCUAGCACUUUGAGUUUGAAAGGAAUCAAUGACAAUGAGCGUGAAGUGCAGACUGUCAGCUUUAAUUUGAGGGUAUUUUCGUACAUAUCGGAUGAACCGUUUAGAAAUGACAGCACCUUUUGUACAUGGUCCCCCCAUUUUAAGGUACUACAAGUAUUUGUUAAAUUGGCUUCACAGAUGUGUGUCGUUAGGCAGGUGUAUUCAUUUGUGUCGUUAGUGAAUGCAGGAGAGCUGUUGAUGAAUAGUAAUGAUUCUAGACGUUGCUAUUGCCUUUGGAGGUUGUUAUUGGGGUGUGACAACAUGAGGAAGACAGCAGUGUCGAUGCAAAUGAAGUUGGCCGUCAUAAGGCUCAGAAAUGAAAAUCAAUCAUUCAGGAACAUUGCAAAAACCCUGGCCAUGCCCAAGUCAACAGUUUUGUUCAUCAUUAACAAGAAAAAAACAACCGGUGAACUCAAUUAUGUCAAAAGACCCGGUAGACAGAGGAAGACCACUGUAGUGGAUGACCGGAGAAUACUCUCUAUGGUGAAGAAAAAACCCCUGAUAACAGCCCAACAGAUCAAAAACACUCUCCUGGAUGCAGGUGUAGAUGUGUCAAAGUCUACCAUACGCAGAAGACUACACCAGCAGGACUAAAGAGGGUACACUACAAGAUGCAAACCACUGAUAAGCCUGAAGAACAGAAAGGCAAGAUUACAGUUUGCUAAAAAGCACCUAAAAGAACCCCAAGAGUUCUGGAAAAAAAUAUUGUGGACAGAUGAGACAAAGAUUAACAUGUACCAGAGUGAUGGAAAGACAAAAGAGUGGAGAAAAAAAAAGAAAUGCCCAUGAUCCAAAGCAUACCACCUCAUCCAUGAAACAUGGUGGAGGGGGUGUUAUGGCUUGGGCCUGUAUGGCUGCCAGUGGAACAGGCUCACUUGUCUUCAUCGAUGAUGUGACUGCAGACAGAAGUAGAACAAUGAAUUCUGAAGUCUACAGAAAUAUUUUAUCUGCUCAGAUAAAACCAAAUGACUCCAAACUCAUUGGACGGCACUUAAUCACGCAACAAGACAAUGACCCUAAACAUACUGCUAGAGCAACAAAGGGGUUUUUGAUGGCCAAAAAGUGGAAAAACCUUGACUGGCCGAGUCAAUCACCAGAUCUGAAUCCAAUUAACGCUUUUACCUGCUAGCGAGGAGACUUAUCAAUAAGUCCCCGACAACAGGAACUGAGAUCUGCAUGUAAGCAACAGGUUACCCCCGUCUGGUGAGGAUGCCAUCGCAGACUGUCAACAUCCUUGCAUCAAGUUACAAAUAUUACUGCCAUGACUUUAUGUCAUUAAACGUCCAAUGAGUUUUGAUGCGCGAAAAUGGGGGGACAUGACAAAGCUUAAUUCGUGUUCAACCGAUCUGUGAAACCCUCAAAUUAAAGUCUGACAGUCUCACUUCACCUUUGUCAUUUAUCCUUCAAACUCAAGUGAACUAGAUUAAGAACCAAAAAUAAAGAAUGGUCAUGUGCCCAUAAUAUAUUGAGCUCCGUAUAUAUAUAUUUUUUUUAACCUUUAUUUAACCAGGUAAGCCGGUUGAAAACAAGUUCUCAUUUACAACUGCGACCUGGCCAAGAUAAAGUAAAGCAGUGCGAUUAAAAACAACACAGAGUUACAUAUGGGGUAAACAAAAUAAUAAAUUAGCAAAAUAAAUAACAAUAUGGGGAUGAGGUAGUUGGGUGGGCUAAUUUCAGAAUGGCUGUGUACGGGUGCAGUGAUCGGUAAGCUGCUCUGACAACUGAUGCUUAAAGUUAGUGAGGGAGAUAAGUCUCCAGCUUCAGAGAUUUUUGCAGUUCGUUCCAGUCAUUUGCAGCAGAGAACUGGAAGGAAUGGCGGCCAAAGGAGGUGGCCCUCACUACAUAUUCGUCGCCAAAUCCACUGGCUCCAGGUCAUCUAUAAAUCACUGCUAGGCAAAUCCCUGCCUUAUCCUUAGCUCAUUGGUCACCAUAGCAACACCCACCCGUAGUAUGCGCUCCAGCAGGUAUAUCUCACUGGUCAUCCCCAAAGCCAACACCUCCUUUGGCUGCCAUUCCUUCCAGUUCUCUGCUGCAAAUGACUGGAACGAACUGCAAAAAUCUCUGAAGCUGGAGACUCUUAUCUCCCUCACUAACUUUAAGCAUCAGUUGUCAGAGCAGCUUACCGAUCACUGCACCUGUACACAGCCAUUCUGAAAUUAUCCCACCCAACUACCUCAUCCCCAUAUUGUUAUUUAUUUUGCUCAUUUGCACCCCAGUAUCUCUAUUUGCACAUCAUCUUCUGCACAUCUAUCACUCCAGUGUUAAUACUAAAUUGUAAUUAUUUUGAACUAUGGCCUAUUUAUCGCCUUACCUCCAUAACUUACUACAUUUGCAGACACUGUAUAUAGAUUUUCUAUUGUGUUAUUGACUGUAUGUUUUUGUUUAUCCCAUGUGUAACUCUGUGUUGUUGUUUUUCUCACUGCUUUGCUUUAUCUUGGCCAGGUCGCAGUUGUAAAUGAGAACUUGUUCUCAACUGGCCUACCUGGUUAAAUAAAGGUGAAAUAACAUUUACAAAAAGUUAGAUGGUCAGUCUGCAGUUACACUGAACAAAAAUAUAAAUGCAACAGUUUCAUAUAAGAAAAUCAGUAAAUUGAAAUGCAUUAGGCCCUAAUCCAUGGAUUUUACAUCCCUGGGAAUACAGAAAUGCAUCUGUUGUUCACAUAUCUUUAAAAAAAGGUAGGGGCGUCGAUCAGAAAACCAGUCAGUAUCUGGUGUAACCACCAUUUGCCAUCUCCUUCGCUUAGAGUUGAUCAGGCUGUUGAUUGUGGCCAGUGGAAUGUUGUCCUACUCCUCUUCAAUGGCUGUGCGAAGUUGCUGGAUAUUGGCGGGAACUGGAACAUCCUGUUGUACAUGUCGAUCCAGAGCGUCACAAGCAUGCUCAAUGGGUGACAUGUCUGGUGAGUAUGCAGGCCAUGGAAGCCUCCAGGAAUUGUGCACAGAUCCUUGCAUUAUCAUGCUGAAACAUGAGGUGAUGGCGGCGGAUGAAUGGCACGACAAUGGGCCUCAGGAUCUCGUCACGGUAUUUCUGUGCAUUCAAAUUGCCAUCGAUAAAAUGUAAUUGUGUUCGUAGUCUGUAGCUUAUGCCUGCCCAUACCUUAACCCCACCGCCACCAGGGGGCACUCUGUUCACAAUGUUGACAUCAGCAAACCGCUCGCCAAACGACACCAUCUUCAUUCAUCUGUGAAGAGCACACAUCUCCAGCGUGCCAGUGGCCAUCAAAGGUGAGCAUUUGCCCACUGAAGUCAGUUACGACGCUGAACUGCAGUCAGGUCAAGCCCCUGGUGAGGACGACAAGCAUCCCUGAGACGGUUUCUGACAGUUUGCAGAAUUUCUUCGGUUGUGCAAACCCAUAGUUCCAUCAGCUGUCCGGGUGGCUGGUCUCAGACGAUCCCGCAGGUGAAGAAGCCGGAUGUGGAGGUCCUGGGCUGGCGUGGUUACACAUUGUCUGUGGUUGUGAGGCCGGUUGGACGUACUGCCAAAAUCUCUUUAACGCCUCGAUCACACUGACAGUGUCAUUUCAUUUUGGUACACCAGAAGUAUAUUCAUUUCCAAAGGAACGCUGCAUUUGCCUUGCAGCGUUGCAGAGGCAGUUGCAGUGCGUUCUGUAUGGUGCAUAUGUUGGAUUUAUCAAACGUAUGCGUCAAACUGUAUGCGUAGACGACUUGACAGAAAUAGUAGGUGAAUGUUGCACACAUAUCCAGAUGAUGCUGCAUACUAUUUUGCGCAAAACACUAUCAGUGUGAUCAAGGCGUAAAACAAUGUUGGAGGCGGCUUAUGGUAGAAAAGAUAACAUAAAAUUAUCUGCCAACCGCUCUAUUGGACAUUCCUGCAGUCAGCAUGCCAAUUGCACACUCCCUCAACUUGAGACAUCUGUGGCAUUGUGUUUUGUGACAAAACUGCAUAUUUUAUAGUGGCCUUUUAUUGACCCCAGCACAAGGUGCACCUGUGUAAUGAUCAUGCUGUUUAAUCAGCUUCUUUAUAUGCCACACCUGUCAGGUGGAUGGAUUAUCUUGGCAAAGGAGAAAUGCUCACUAACAGGGAUGUAAACAAAUGUGUGCACAACAUUUGAGAGAAAUAAGCUUUUUGUUCGUAUGGAAAAUCUCUGGGAUAUUUUAUUUCAGCUCAUGAAACAUGGGACCAACACUUUACAUGUUGCGUUUAUAAUUUAGUUCAGUGUAGAUGGGCAAUCUGUAGUUAGAUGGUCAGUCGGUAGCUACUAGCCUAUAGAUCCAAGGGCUGGCUUAAAGCCAGUGUUAAUUAAGCACAGGUCAUCCUAUCAUUGGCGAUUGAGCAGGCUCUAUUUGACCUGGCUGGCUAAAUCCCAUAUGGUUCCUUGACAUUGACUGACUCCCAUAUGUUUCUGGCCAUUACCAUAGCUAUUUGCUAUCAGAUUUCAAACCGAACGGAGAACAUCCAGCUGUGACUGUGAUCUCCAUAACACUCUCUCUCUCUCUUUCCCCCCUACAGACAUGGCUAACAUGUACACCCUGCUGCGAGCCGUGUCCAGUGGCUUACCUCACAUGAUCCAGGAGCUCCAGAUCCAUGUCCACGAUGAGGGCAUCCGAGCCACCAGUAACCUCUCUCAGGAAAACGUACGUCACAUCUCCACUUCCCCAUGUUAUCACUUUACAUUAUCAGUAUGCAUGAUAACAAAACAUACACAAACGUCAACUACAUCACACCUGCCCAGACCCACCUACUCACACUCCAUCUCCAGCGCCCGCAUCACUCUCCUCCUCAUGGCCUCAAACUGCACCAUUUAGUUUCUUUCCGUCGCCCACGCACUUUCAACAUUUUUAGAUAUUAAAGCAUUUGACCUUUCCAUUGUGUUAACUAUGGAGGAUUGGUUGAUUUCCAGUCUUUAAGUAUACAUUUUUUCAAGAUGAUUGACAAGAAAAGUAUAGUCUAACCCAUCGGUAUCUCACUGUACCCUCAUUUGCCAUGUCUUAUAAUACGCAGACAGACGUAUUACAUUGUAAUACUUCUGACAGCCAACUUUCAAACUCCAUCCAUAACUUCUAAGAGAUCGUCAGUUUCUCUGCAAGGUUUUUUAUAUCUUACCUAUCAUAUGAAUAUCCUUUUCUGACUCAGAUAUUUGAGUCAGAAUAUCAUUAUCAUAAACAUGAUAUGACAAGAAUAAGUCACCAGUAACCCUUCUCAGUCAGUCAUACAGUUGAAGUCAGAAGUUUACAUACACUUAAGUUGGAGUCAUUAAAACUAGUUUUUCAACCACUCCACAAAUGUCUUGUUAACAGACUAUAGUUUUGGCAAGUCGGUUAGGACUUCUACUUUGUGCAUGACACAAGUAAUUUUUACAACAAUUGUUUACAGACAUAUUAUUUCACUUAUAAUUCACUGUAUCACAAAUCCAGUGGGUCAGAAGUUUACAUACACUAAGUUGAUUGUGCCUUUAAACAUUGCUUUAGAAUCUUCUGAUAGGCUAAUUGACAUCAUUUGAGUCAAUUGGAGGUGUACCUGUGGAUGUAUUUCAAGGCCUACCUUCAAACUCAGUGCCUCUGUGCUUGACAUCAUGGGACAAUCAAAAGAAAUCAGCCAAGACCUCAGAAGUCUGGUUCAUCCUUGGGAGCAAUUUCCAAACGCCUGAAGGUACCACAUUCAUCUGUACAAACAAUAGUACUCAAGUAUAAACACCAUGGGACCACGCAGCCGUCAUUCUGCUCAGGAAGGAGACGCGUUCUGUCUCCUAGAGAUGAACGUACUUUGGUGCGAAAAGUGCAAAUCAAUCCCAGAACAACAGCAAAGGACCUUGUGAAGAUUCUGGAGGAAACAGGUACAAAAGUAUCUAUAUCCACAGUAAAACGAGUCCUAUAUCGACAUAACCUGAAAGGCCGCUCAGCAAGGAAGAAGCCACUGCUCCAAAACCGCCAUUAAAAAGCCAGACUACGGUUUGCAACUGCACAUGGGGACAAAGAUUGUACUUUUUGGAGAAAUGUCCUCUGGUCUGAUGAAACAAAAAUAGAACUGUUUGGCCAUAAUGACCAUCGUUAUGUUUGGAGGAAAAAGGGGGUGCCUUGCAAGCCGAAGAACACCAUCCCAACCGUGAAGCACAGGGGUGGCAGCAUCAUGCUGUGGGGGUGCUUUGCUGCAGGAGUGACUGGUGCACUUCACAAAAUAGAUGGCAUCAUAAGGUGGCAUCAAAAUUAUGUGGAUAUAUUGAAGCAACAUCUCAAGACAUCAGUCAGGAAGUUAAAGCUUGGUCGCAAAUGGGUCUUCCAAAUGGACAACGACCCCAAGCAUACUUCCAAAGUUGUGGCAAAAUGGCUUUAGGACAACAAAGUCAAGGUAUUGGAGUGGCCAUCACAAAGCCCUGACCUCAAUCCUGUAAAAAAUCUGUGGGCAGAACUGAAAAAGCGUGUGCGAGCAAGGAGGCCUACAAACUUGACUCAGUUACACCAGAUCUGUCAACGGGCUAAAAUUCACCCAAUUUAUUGUGGGAAGCUUGUGGAAGGCUACCUGAAACGUUUGACCCAAGUCAAACAAUUUAAAGGCAAUGCUACCAAAUACUAUAUGAGUGUAUGUAAACUUCUGACCCACUGAGAAUGUGAUGAAAGAAAUAAAAGCUGAAAUAAAUCAUUCUCUCUACUAUUAUUCUGACAUUUCACAUUCUUAAAAUAAAGUGGUGAUCCUAACUGACCUAAGACAGGGAAUCUUUACUAGGAUUAAAUGUCAGGAAUUGUGAAAAACUGAGUUUAAAUCUAUUUGGCUAAGGUGUAUGUAAACUUCCGACUUCAACUGUACAUGGGUUGUUUGGGGGGCUUAAAACACUAGCUAUACAUUAUCAAUAUGCAUCAUCAGAUUAUCAAUAACUCACAGCUAACACACACACACACACACACACAACCCUUUAAACACCCUAUGCUCCUUUUAAGACCCCUCUUUCAAAGUCUCUGAUUUCUUCUAGCCAUGGUAGUCAAAAUAAUGGGCAACUUGGCAUUUUUAUACAUGACCCUAAGCAUGAUGGGAUGUUAACUGCCACACCUGUGUUACCAUAUUUCUACAAUUUCUCUUCUUAAAAUUGGAUUUGAACCCUAACCUAACCCUAACUGUAAAUUUAAGACCAAAAAGCGAAUUUUUCUUUCAUAAAUGUUUGAUAUAGCCAAUUUUGACUUUGUGGCUGUGCUAUCUAGUGGAAACCAAGGACCUGCUUUCAAUAAACUUUGUAUCCCUCAUUUAGUGUUUCCUUUAUUUUGGCAGUUACCUGUAUCAGAUUAUAUCUCAAACAUAAUAUAACAGGCCACUGCUAAACCUCCUGUUGUUUUGUUUGGUUCCCUCCCCAGAUGCCAACCCUGUUUGUGGAGUCCGUGUUGGAGGUUCACAGUAAAUUCGUUCAGCUCAUUAACACAGUGCUGAAUGGGGAUCAGCACUUCAUGAGCGCGCUUGAUAAGGUAUUAACAUUAUGAAUCCCUGGCAGGCUUACAUGCAAAAUCAGAAUGUGAACGCUAUACAGUUAAUACCAGUAGGUGGCGCCAGUGAGAGGUGUUUCUCUUCACUAACAGAUUGUUCCUCACUCCCUGCGGGAAAUAAUCCAUAUUUUAUAUAUUAAGGCUCAUAAGUUAAAUCAUAACUGUUCAUGCUUGGUAUAAGUUGAUGUCUUGGCUGUAGAUGUAUUGAAACUGCUUAUGUAAAAUGACUGCCUUGUUUGAUCCUCCCCAGGCUUUGACUUCAGUGGUUAACCACAGGGAGCCCAAAUCCAUCUGCAAAGCACCUGAACUGGUGAGUGCGAGACUCAUUCAUGACACCUGAGGUUUGGAAGUGUUGUGGGGUUAUAAGAUAAGACCCUGGUAAUAGACAAAGCAAAAACCCUGGGUCUAGAUCUCUACUACUGUACGUUUAAAAAAAUAACAUUUGUUUUGUAGGCCAUAGUGAUGACUGACUGUGUUGUUUUGCCCUUUACCCAUGUAGCUCGCCAAGUAUUGUGACAAUCUGCUGAAGAAGUCUGCAAAGGGAAUGACAGAGAACGAGGUGGAAGACAAGCUGACCAGCUUCAUCACCGUGUUCAAGUACAUAGAUGACAAGGACGUUUUUCAAAAGGUAGCUGACAGACAGACCUGCAUUAGCGUCAUUAUCUCAAAUGACCAGGGAUAUUGACGAAUUUGAUAUUCGCUAAAAAGCAUUAACUGGAAGAAACAUUGGAGGCUGAGAUAAUGAAUUGAAGUCUUGUUUUCUUCUUAAUUAUGUUUCUUUUUCUCUCUCUCCCCCUCUCAUCUUUCUUUCGCACAGUUUUAUGCAAGAAUGUUAGCAAAGAGGUUAAUACACGGGCUGUCCUUGUCCAUGGACUCAGAAGAAGCCAUGAUCAACAAACUAAAGGUGAAAUAAGGCUCCUUUCAACUCUAUCAGGUGCCGUUCAAGGUCUUUUAUGCCUUUUCCAAGCCAGAAAGGCUCUUGACGUGUGGGCUAAUCUCCUGUUUCUGUAGCGUGAAGAACCUUGGCGUACAAGUACACUCCCUGGACAAGACGCUAACGGAAUUCCUAUAAUUCAUGCCAUAAUUAAGCAACACUCUUUAAACUGUCAGUUUUUCCCUUUUAAAAUACUAUUACACAUAACUCUCAAACCAACCCGUUAAAGCGGUGGUAUUCAAAGUCAAUGUUGCGACCUCUAGUCCAAUCGCAGGGGACUGCAGUGAAAAAAAUUAUUUAAAACGUUUUUCUUUUUAUUGAAUGGAACAAUAUACAAACGUUUUUUUAGAAAGAUUAUUUGAAAAAUAAAAUGUUAUUGAGUACAUUUAUUUUUUGGUUUAUUUUCAUUUUAAUAAGAGAUUAAAAUGUAAUGAAUUGAAGGUUAUUUGUUGAUGUAAAAAUAGAUUUUUUUUUACUUUUACUGUUGAAAAGCGAUAUCUCAAGUGUAAAGUACACACACUAAAUGGUAAAAAUAGUGUUUUUUUUUGACAAAACUGCAAACAAGAAGUAGGGCGUUCAAUUAAUUGGUCUGAUGGGAAUCCGUGAUGUCAUCGGCCUCCCCUUGCUUGAGGAACAAUAGAGGAACAAUAGAGAACAAAAGAGGAAAGGCCCCCACACUUCUCCCUGUCCCCUGUGUCACCCUGUGAACUCUCUCUCUCCCCCCUGCAGCAAGCGUGCGGCUACGAGUUCACAAGCAAGCUCCACAGAAUGUACACAGACAUGAGCGUCAGCGCAGACCUGAACAACAAAUUCAACAACUUCAUCAAGACCCAGGAAUCACCAGUCGAACUGGGAAUCAGCUUCCAGAUCUACGUAUUACAGGUGAGCGGUGGUUGUCACUAGGGCUGAGAAUUGCCAGGGACCUCACGAUAAGAUAUUAUCACCAUACUUACAGUAGGUGCUGACAGGAUAUGUGUUGUGAUUAUCACGAUUCUAUAUGUUUUGCGAUUCGGUACUGCGAUUUGAUGUUCCAAACGUAUUGCUCACCAUAUGUCUGCUGCAGAUGGACAAGAGAGCAUGAGAAAAUUAGUUUUGAUCAGUCAUGGAAAUAAAAGUGCUGAAAACAUGUUGGCUCACUAUUUAAAAAGAUGGAGAACAAGCUAUAUGAUGAAAAAUGCAGGUGUUUUAAAAUGUAUCAACCCCCCCCCCCCCCCCAUCACUAGUUGUUACUGUCACAUCAAAGAAUAUAAUAACUUUAUUUUUCCUGAGAGAGAACUUCUGCAGUGGUUGGUGGAGAUAUGCUUGGCAUACUUGAGGUUACACAUAUAACAGAGGACAGAGAGUGGACGAAUGACAACAUCAUAGCCAUGAGCAAUGGUAGAACCAAACUCCCUGCUAGGAAAGAAGUAUCCAAUGUGGUGUUUUUCCAAUAAAUUGGUUGUUGUGACAGUACAGUGAAAUAGGGUAAUAGGUUAAUUAUCUGUGUUUUUUAAAGAUUAGGCAACUUCACGCACGUUUGCUGUGAGAAGCUCAAUGGCAAUGGUGGUGGAGAUAUCUUACUGUGUGUUGUCUCGUUGCAGGCAGGAGCCUGGCCCCUGACACACGUCCCCUCCUCUACCUUUGCCAUCCCACAAGAGCUGGAGAAGAGUGUUCAGAUGGUGAGUAGUGGUUCAGGAGACGUGGUUGUUUGGAGAGGUUGUGCCCAUAGAGAGAUGACAGUAUCUUUCUGUGGUUGCUCCAAGAUUAAACAUGGCUGUUCAACAAAACUGCAGAUGUUAAAUUAUGUAAUUCUAUCAUGAUUGGUUUUCUCUACAGUUUGAGUUGUUCUAUAAUCAGCACUUCAGCGGGAGGAAGUUGACCUGGCUGCACUAUCUCUGCACAGGUACACACACACACACACACACACACACACACACACACACACACACACAGCAGAUAGUAGAAACCCAGUGAAAAAGAUGUGACAUUUUUAGUAGGCAGCAGUAGGGAAGACUGGGGUAAGUUGAGCCAAAGGGGAGAGUUGUUACUAGGAAACCAUACACAAAAUGUAAUCAUUUUACCAAAUAUUUAGGAAGGUCAACAUUUCAUGGAGUCUGUGAAGGAAGAAACCACAGGGAAAAAGUGGUAAGCAAGUUAGGUCCAAAAUACAGUCAAAUUAAUUUGUGUUAGAGGUUUCAAGAUGCUUGAAUCUAGGUAGAUCGUUUUAAGAUUGUUCUAUACAUCAGUUGGGGUCUCUAUAAGCUUCAAUAUGAGGUCCUAAACCUAGCAUGAACGUGCAUCCUUGUAGCUGUGUGGGCUAAUAUAGUCAAAAUGUUUGCCUUGGGGUAAAUUGAUCCAAUGGCAAGUUGAGCAAAUUGAAGUGUUUUCUUCCCAGGUGUAAUGGCACGUUGUCGCUGGGAUAUGAGGUAACCGUGUAAAAAAAAAAAAAAGAAGUGUUUGUUAGGGGUUAAACCUGUGCUAAAAGAUGUGUUUGGGAAAUAUAAUAUAUUUCAUUCAGUACAGACAUUUGUAGGCGGCUUAAUUUACCCUGUCCCGCAGCUCAACUUACAUUUAACAUUUUUACAUUUUAGUCAUUUAGCAGACGCUCUUAUCCAGAGCGACUCACAGUUAGUGAGUGCAUACAUAUUUUUUUUUUAUACUGGCCCUCUGUGGGAAUCGAACCCACAGUCUCCCGAGUGGCACAGUGGUCUAAGGCACUGCAUCGCAGUGCUAGCUGUGCCACUAGAGAUCCUGGUUCAAAUCCAGGCUCUGUCGUAGCCGGCCGUGACCGGGAGACCCAUGGGGCGGCGCGCAAUUGGCCCAGCGUCAUCCAGGGUAGGGGAGGGAAUGGCCGGCAGGGAUGUAGCUCAGUUGAUAGAGCAUGGCGUUUGCAACGCCAGGGUUGUGGGUUCGAUUCCCACAGGGGGUAUGAAAAAAAAAAUGAUGUAUGCACUAACUGUAAGUCGCUCUGGAUAAGAGCGUCUGCUAAAUGACUAAAAUGUAAAAUGUUGCAAACGCCAUGCUCUACCAACUGAGCUAUACGGGGCCAUACACGUGUAAGUUGUGCCAAGAGACCACUGUUUUUGGACAAGCUGUUUUCAAAACUGUAAUGUUUACAUGAAUUCUGAUUAUUUCCAGGGAUACACAACAUCCUGAAACAUAUUUAGAUAUCUUUGUUAGAAAGAAUAAUAUAUUUCCCUUGACGGAGUGAUGCUGAAUAUAAAAAAAAUGGCUCAACUUACCUCACUCUCCCCUACCUUAUGUUUCACUGAAACUGAAAUCACAUCCAUAGCUCAACAGGAGUAACAGGAUGAGACUUCCAUAGUCUGAAAUGGAUUGUGUCUGUAUGUACUGCAGGGUGUUUUAUCCCAAAUCAGUGUGACACUACUACAUGUCCAUGUUGGAGAGGUUCUGAUUCUACCCAACACUAACACUGAGCUGCACCUGGCACUACUACUACAUAAUCCAUGAAAUCACACAGCGCUAAGACUGUGAUGACUCCUUCAAACAUUACAACAGCAUAAAUUCUCCACACAAACACUGCAAUUACCGGAUUGGAACUAAAUCCCUGUGUGCGGUUACAAGAAUACCCAGAGAACACAGGAUUGGGGAUUGCUUUUGGCCGAUUUCUCCUUGGUUUUUCUUACAAGCUGUUAUCAAUAGGUGGUGUGGUGAAUAAGAUAGUGGUAUUGAUAUACAGCAUUGGUGAUGCUAAUGAUUGGCUCUCCUCUUCUUCAGGCGAGGUGAAGAUGAACUAUCUCUCCAAGCCCUACGUUGCCAUGGUGACCACAUACCAGAUGGCAGUGCUGCUGGCGUUCAACAACAGCGAGACGGUGUGUUACCAAACCAAAGUGUUUAGUGGAAAUGGACUAUCUUAACUGUGCCUUAACUAAGCACUAAACUAGCUCCUUAAGCACUCACUUAGCUCACUAUCGUAUCCUAACAGGUAGGCUACAAGGAGCUCCAGGACUCCACCCAGAUGAAUGAGAAAGAGCUUCAGAAGACCAUCAAGUCCCUGCUGGAUGUCAAGAUGCUCAACCACGACUCCCAAAAGGUCAGGGGUCAGGUGUCAGCAGCCACUGAGUUACCCGGAGAUCUGGAGUCAGCAGGGUCUUCUUUAUUGGUUAGGAGGAUUUAAAAGUAGCUCAUCUUGGCAUUUGUGUUAUUCCUCAGUCCUUUUGGAUACUCUCAUCAGUCAGCGGGUAACUCUUUUCUCAUCUUCAGGAGGAAAUCGAGGCAGAGUCCACAUUUUCACUAAAUAUGAGUUUCACCAGUAAAAGAACAAAGUUCAAGAUCACAACAUCAAUGCAGAAAGACACACCACAGGUACAGUACCCUAUAACCUUGAGAGCUCUGGAGCCAUCCCGCCCUGCAAACACCUCUGCUGUUGUCUGAAAGUGUCAAUAUAUCUGCCUCUGUGUAAAGCCCUAUUUCUGUGUUUCCAACCCUGCAGGAGAUGGAGCAGACAAGGAGUGCAGUGGACGAGGACCGCAAAAUGUAUUUACAAGCUGCUAUAGUGAGAAUCAUGAAGGCACGCAAAGUGCUCAGACACAACGCCCUCAUACAGGAGGUGAGUUUAAUAUCACCCACGUCCAACCAUGUACAGGGGAUCUACACACACAAGUUACUGUACAUGCACUGUACAGAGACACCUGGUACUGAGAUGCCAGUAUGAAACUGUAUGCACUCACUAACUGUAAGUGGCUCUGGAGAAGAGCGUCUGCUAAAUGACAAAAAUGUAAAUACUAGCCUGGUCCCAGAUCUGUUUGCGCUGUCUUGUCAAUGACCAUAGGAGUUGUCUACACAGCACCAGCAGAUCUGGGAACAGGCAGGGGAGAUACAGGUUAAGACAUGGGAAUGGAGAGAUCCAAGGGUUUCCCUGAGGGCAAAGGUCUGUCUUUCCCCUGCCAGAGGGAGUACGGUGUCCUCCCUGGUGUGGGUCUCUAACCUAUGGCUCUUCCUCCUGUGUUGAUGUUCUACUUUGUCAGGAGGGUGAAUUCCUUCCCUGAUGGUGAGAUGCUGUAUGCCAUCUGUGAGUCGAGAACACAGAACAGAGGGAUAUGUCAGGAUGGAAUGAGUGUCUCCCCUUAAGGAUGUUAGAACAUGCAUGCGGGCUGGAGAGAGAGCACCUUUCUCUGUCUCUGUCUCUCUCUCUCUGUCUCUUUCUCGGUCUCUGUCUCUCUCUCUCUCUCUCUCUCUCUCCAACCACUGUUUUUUUUUACCGUUUGUACUUUAAUGGUUCAAUAUUUUUUAUUUCAGUCGAAGCACAUAAUGAGGGCUUGCGUGACUGAUUUAGUGGCUUACCUUUCCCACCACAUACCUUUCCCUCCUUCGUUUGCGCAAUCAUGUACUGUUCCAUGCUCGGGACACCUCUCCAACCAUGGAGAGAUUGGACAUACCUGAGACGAUGGUUGCCUGGGGGCCAAGCUGUGAUGUGGUCUCCAACUCCUGCAUGUGUUGUUGUUGAUCUAUUAUCACUGCCUGCAUGACAUAAAUCCAGAUGGAGAUAGAUAACUGAGCACCACUCCAAUGGAGAUUCUGUAGCAAAUUGAAUGAAAGACGAGUGUAUCGGAGUGGCCUUUCAGUCGAGACUGGAUUUUUUUACACAUCCAGUAAACCUCACUCUAUGGCUUUACAGACACAAUUCCAUUGGGCACAGCUGUACUAUCGCAAGGAAAGGCAGUUGAGGUUUAUUGUUUUUGUUGAUAUCCAGCUGGAGAAAUAAACGGCAUGCUGCAAAAACAACAAAAUGGAUUCCAGAGGGAAUGUUCACUACAUUGUGGUCCUCUGUAGCUCAGCUGGUAGAGCACGGCGCUUGUAACGCCAAGGUAGUUGGUUCGAUCCCCGGGACCACCCAUACACAAAAAUGUAUGCACGCAUGACUGUAAGUCGCUUUGGAUAAAAGCGUCUGCUAAAUGGCAUAUUAUUAUUAUUAUUAUUAUUAUUAUUAUUUAAUGCAGCCUGUUAAUUUCUUUCUCUGUGUCUGUUUAUUUCUCCCCUCAGGUCAUCAACCAGUCCAAAGCCCGAUUUAACCCCAGUAUCAGCAUGAUCAAGAAGUGCAUCGAGGUGCUCAUCGACAAGCAGUACAUCGAGAGGAGCCAGAGCUCUGCAGACGAGUAUAGCUAUGUAGCGUAAUGGCGGAAUAAUGGUGUAUAAGGCCCCUACCCCAACCAACCAACAGCUGGUUAAGCAAAGAACGACAGAGACCAUUCUUCAUUUAUUUUUGGGCUGUCGCUGUCUCGCAUGCUCCUAUACGGAGGGAGGGAUGAAGCAGGUCUGUGUGCCUCCAUCUUGGAAACAAACAAAACGAUUCAACCCAGACAGCCACCGAGUCAUGACAUCCUCUGGCCCCCAUCCCCCCUCUUCUGAUUUUAUGCUGUUUACAACAUCACCAGUGCCACGCACCCAUUGCGUCAAUGGAAAAUGCCUGUAGGGAUCUGAGCGCAAAGCUGAUAAUACAUUUUUGGUCGACUUAACCGAAAACAAAAAAAGAAUGGGAAAAGAGCGAGUGAGCUGUAACAUUGAUGAAAAUGUUAGAGACUAGACGCGGAAAACCAUGCUUUCUUUUCUCACGUUUGCAGUUGUUUUUUCUUAAAUGUAUCGAAGUUAGAAAAAAAUAUUGUAAUAAAACCGGUAAACUGAUAAUUGUAUUUACUUUCAAAUGUAAAGAAAAAACAAAUUGAGGUGACAAACAUGAUCCUGCUGCUUGUCAAAUAAAAAAAUAAAAAGA